UCUCUCUCUCUCUCUCUUCUUCUGCUUGUUGUUCUGCAAACCACUCAUCUCAACACCAUCUCCGUUUCCAUCUAUCCCAUUAAAGGGUAAAACAAAAUGCAAGCAGUAAUAGCUUCCAGCAGCUCCGCCGUACCUCCGUUCAGACCCCACACCGCCACCAAGACUCUCAUCUCCGGCAAACAUCUCCCAUUUCUCGGCCGCCGCAAGCUCUGCUGCGACGUCGUUUCACGUCUCCCCGUUCCAUCUCCCACUUCCCGGGGCGACGGUAAAGAAGACAUUUUUACCGUGGAACAAGGUUUAUUGCAGGAUAAUUUACCUCGUACAACGCGUCGUACGUUCUUCGCCCGUUUAUUAGUGUCCACGUGUUACUCUUAUCUUCUUCCUUCAAGGUACUUCCAAGCAUAUGCAUUAGGAGAUCCGUCAGUUACAGUUGAACAAGUCACCCCUUCAGUUUUCUCAGCUGGUCCACUUUUCCCAACCGAGGAAAGAAUUGUCAAACUAUUCGAGAAGAACACUUACUCUGUCGUCAACAUAUUCGACGUCACUUUGAGGCCCCAAUUAAAUGUCACCGGUGCAGUCGAGAUUCCCGAAGGGAACGGCUCGGGAGUUGUCUGGGAUGAACAAGGUCACAUUGUCACAAAUUAUCAUGUUAUAGGCAAUUCUCUUUCAAGAAAUCCAAGCAUCGGCCAAGUUGUUGCUCGUGUUAAUAUUCUAGCUGCCGAAGGAGGGCAGUGCAGCCCAUUUAGAAAUGAAGAUAGUCCGCAGCUGAUCCAAUUCGGCAAAGUCGUUCGAGCUGGUUUAAAUGUCGAAAUUGCCCCUGACCUUAUUGCGAAUCAACUCAAUGUCCGCAACGGAGCAUUAAUCUUGCAGGUUCCGGUGGAUAGUUUAGCAGCUAAAGCGGGGUUUCUACCAACUACAAGGGGUUUUGCUGGCAAAAUCGUGCUCGGGGACAUAAUAUUGGCGGUGGAUGGCAAAACGGUAAAGAAUAGAGCAGAAUUGUACAAGACAUUGGAUGAGUAUAGUAUAGGGGACAAAGUUGUCCUAAAUAUUAUGAGGGGCAAUCAAAUUUUGGAACUGCCUAUUGUUUUAGAGGAAAAUAAUUGAUGAAAGUUUUCUUAAUUAAUACAGUAAAAACAAUUAUUCGAGUGAUGAAUAUAUAGUAAUAUAACAUAUAUAUAUUUUUUUGAAUAUAUUUGUAAUUUAUAUU
This is a messenger RNA of Erythranthe guttata (spotted monkey flower), 1207 nucleotides long. The record is from RefSeq and is a predicted model, not a curated record. NCBI's taxonomy places the organism in Eukaryota, Viridiplantae, Streptophyta, Magnoliopsida, Lamiales, Phrymaceae.